UACAAUGGUAGCCUGUCGGAUUUUCUCGCACUGACCCCCAAUGAUUAAUGCACUAAAGCAUGUGCUGCAGCCAGUUUUACCGACAUCUACGUCUAUGGAGUAACCGUUCUAUCGCAUAGGAAACCUGGUUACUGACUAGUUCUUGGGAGCUUCUUCCUUCUAUGUCACUUGGUAGCCACCGUCAAUAGGGUAUAUAAGGUUGGGUUUCUCCAUUGGCCAGCUCAGAUUUCUGUCAUCCUAUGCUUAUUUUUCUAAUCUUCGCUUUCACCUUCGCACGAUGCGCCUUCACCCAACAGAUAUGGGACGUUUGGGAGACGACCUGGGAUCGUCGUAGUCUGCUUACACGUAAACCGCUUUCAGCCGCAAUCAAUUUUGCGGCCACAGGCGCUUCUCAGAGUACGCGUAUCGCGGUCUCGGACAGCACUGUUUAUCAGACGAUUCUUGGAUUUGGCGCGACCCUUACGGAUGCUUCAGCUAAUCUUCUGAAUGAUUUGAAGGGGAAAAAUUCGAAUAACUACUGGAGUCUUCUGCGUCAGUCGUUCGACAUGACCGAUGGCGCUAAUGCCGCUGGCCUCAGCUAUAUCCGAGUUGCUCUUGGCGCAACCGAUUUUUCUGCUUCGGUCUACAGUUAUGACGAUUCAAACAGCGAUAAUAUUCUAAGUAAUUUCUAUGUGAACAACGCCCCGUGGUAUUUAUUCGCUGUUCUGCGCGAUAUUCUAUCAGUGAAUAGUCGCAUAAUGGUUCAUCUGGUUCCUUGGUCGCCUCCCGCAUGGAUGAAGACGUCAGGAUCGAUGAACGGGGGUUCAUUGAUUGACGGCUACAUCAGCGUCUACCCCACAUAUCUGUUAAAGGCCGUUCAAGGUUUCUCAGGAAAAGGCGUGCCGAUCUACGCUAUCUCAAUUCAAAAUGAACCGCAAUAUAGCACGGAUGGCUAUCCAUCAUGCUGGAUGCCUGCUGCUACAGAAGCUCAGAUUGGGAGGACCUUACGAACGCUUCUUGAUAACAAUGGUUUCUCAAGUGUCAAGGUUAUCGCAUAUGAGCAUAACUGGAACAACGCUGCAACAUACCCUGUCGAGGUCAUGCAAGCAGCUCGAGACGCCUUUGCAGGAGCGUCAUUUCAUUGUUACGAAGGCAGCGUUAGCCUUCAAGAAUCCUUCCACUCUGCAUAUCCAGAUAAGGAAAUCUACUUCACGGAGUGCUCUGGAACGCUCGGUAGCGACUGGUGGCAGGACAUUAAGUGGUAUAUGGACAAUCUUUGGAUAGGAAGUUUAGAACACUGGUCUAAGACUGGUCUGAUGUGGAAUUUUGCUCUUGAUGGUAACGGUAACCCGAGGCUUCCCGGUUCAAACAGCUGUACAGCUGGGUGUCGGGGAGUCGUUACUAUCAAUAAUGAUGGGUCUUACUUUUUCAACCAAGAGUACUAUUCCAUGGCUCAGGCAUCGAAAGCCAUCAUUCCCAAAGAUUGGGGCGGUCCAUUUGGGCAGAGGAUCGGCGUCACAGUCAGCGGUAGCAACAGCUGGACCUUGCGCGUUGGUGCAUAUGCGACUGGUAGACAGUCUGCAAACGAUUGGGUUCGGUAUUCGCUAGUGGUGUUAAACUGGGAUGACAGUGCUUCGUCUUCUUGGAACCCUGUCGCGGUAACGGCCUCUAUUCAGUUCCGAGGGAUGCAGGCCACUUAUACGUUCCCGGUUGGCGUUACCACCCUUUGGUGGUUUGCGGCGCCUUCGUCGUCGAAGCGCAAUGUCCGGUCAGAGUGGAUGUCAACCAACGCGACUUUCACAAAUAGUACUGAUUGUUAAUGCGGACCACGACCGCAGAAUACGUCGUUGCGGCCACGUCUUCUGAGAUCGAGUUGCUGCGGGUGCGCGGAUUUGUUUCACUGAAAUGAAACGCAGUUCUAUUCACUAAAUUUUCGGACCUACUCACUGUACUUCUAGAUAUGUGUAGGUUCUAUUAUAUUCUAUAUCUUAUCUUGCGUGUGACCUGAAAUUAUAUUUCCAUCUCUGAAUCAUAGAUAUCAAU
Messenger RNA from Desarmillaria tabescens, 2022 nucleotides. Its product is annotated as glycoside hydrolase. Gene Ontology annotation, molecular function: glucosylceramidase activity. Bases 240 to 1799 code for a protein of 519 amino acids. Gene Ontology annotation, biological process: glucosylceramide catabolic process. Lineage: Eukaryota; Fungi; Basidiomycota; Agaricomycetes; Agaricales; Physalacriaceae. The transcript has 17 exons. The record is from RefSeq and is a predicted model, not a curated record.